CACUUGCGUCUCAUUAAUCCCGUCAAAGCGGAAAUAGGUAACAGUACACUAGUUUUUUUAAUGAUAAAAAUAGAUUGUGUUUUUUAGUAAUAUAAAAGAGAGAGAGAGAGAGGAGAGGAGAGUGUGGAAAGCUUUCGGCUAAGCUUGCUGAAACUGGCCUCGUCUAUGCUGUAUUGGGCAGUUAGGGGAAUACAAAGAUCUUUGAACACCACCUUCUUUAUUGCCUUUUUCCAACACCUACCUCUUUCUCUCUCACACUAGUCCUAGCUAUACGUCUGCCUCAGAAAAGUAACACAGGUCAUUCUUCAAGAAUGUGGGAUCUGAAUGACUCUCCCCAUCAGAGGAAGGACUAUGAAUCUGAAGGUUGCUCUUCGUUGGAUGAUGAUAAAGGCAGGAGAGUGGGAUAUGUUUCAAAUUCAAGUUCCUCUGCUGUGGUCCUCGAAGAUGGAUUGGAAGAAGAAGACAGUGACAGGGGUGGAAGCAGAACAUUGGAGAGAAAAAGUAGUAAAAUAUUCGGCUUUUCAGUUACACACAAUGACAGUGACCACCCACCCGUCACCCAGCAGUUUUUUUCGGUGGAUUCCGAUCUUCCUGUCUCCGAAGCAGCUGCCGUCGCCCGCGGAAGCUCCUUCCCUCGAGCUCACUGGGUAGAUGUGAAAUUCCGUCAAUCGGAAACUCUUAGCGCCGGAAAAUCAGUGAAAGUGUCGGAGCCGAUGAAGAAAAGUCGGCGAGGACCACGGUCACGAAGCUCACAGUAUCGCGGAGUUACCUUUUACAGAAGAACUGGUAGAUGGGAGUCUCAUAUAUGGGAUUGUGGAAAGCAAGUGUAUUUGGGUGGAUUUGACACAGCACAUGCAGCUGCUCGUGCUUAUGAUAGAGCGGCCAUUAAGUUCCGGGGAGUGGAGGCAGAUAUAAACUUCAACAUAGAAGACUAUGAAGAAGAUUUGAAGCAGAUGAACAAUUUAACCAAGGAAGAGUUUGUGCACGUACUUCGCCGACAAAGCACUGGAUUUCCGAGAGGAAGCUCCAAAUAUAGAGGUGUAACUUUGCACAAGUGUGGACGAUGGGAGGCUCGAAUGGGCCAAUUUUUGGGAAAAAAGUACGUUUAUCUGGGUCUGUUUGACACCGAGAUUGAAGCUGCAAGGGCAUAUGACAAAGCGGCAAUAAAAUGCAACGGCAAAGAGGCCGUCACCAAUUUUGAUCCCAGCGUAUAUGAUAAUGAACUUAAUUCUGAUUCCUCAGGUGUAGCUGCAGAUCACAAUCUGGAUUUGAGUUUGGGCAAUUUGAGCUCUAGGCCUGGCAAUGGUCAAAUAUCGGGGAAUCACUUCCCAAAUUCUGCGUCCGAUCAACACCUGCCACCUGCAUCUAGUUGGAGGAAUGGAGGAACUAAUCCUAAGAUUCAUCUUGUAAAUAUACUACCAAAACCAUGUGAUAGGAGCAACAUGGAAGCCUAUGCAAGAGAUUGGCUCGGGGAGAGUGAAACCUUGAGACUGCUAAGCCAAACUCACCUUCAAUCUCCAACGACCAAAGAAAUGCAUAGAUAUGGUCCAUAUAGGUCACCUGCUGAGCCUCAACUGUCUCAUAAUUUUGCACGUCUUCACCCACCAAUUUUUCAUAACAUGCAGGUUCCCAGCAGCAGCAACAACGGAGGCCGUAUUGGAAGCGAUCUUUCGUUAUCAAUGUCUGAUGAACAGCAAUGGCAAGCCGGGCAUCCACAUUUGUUAGCAACUGCUGCAGCAUCAUCAGGAUUCCCACCUCAGAUUACACCCUCCCUAAGUUGGUAGCAGAAAAAUGGGUUCCACUCCCUCAAUUCAUGACCCUUCAAGAUUAUUUAUACAUGAGUGUAACUUUACUAAUGGGGUGAAAGAAGGGAUGAAAAAAAAGGGGAAACCCAAAUUGGGAACUCGCUGGUUUUUGUACAAUAGGUCAGUCAAAGCUAACCAACUGACGAAAUCUUGAACUGACUAAAAUUUUCUGAUCUUAUAUAGCUAUAUGAUUGCAUUUCUGCUGCGCUAUAGUAUUUAUGACAGCACAUAUUCAUUUCUUAAUUUGGGAUGCAUAUCCAUCACUCACACAUGGUUGUCAAUUUGUUCCUUAUUUCUGCUGGGAUCGGUAUUGGCCUUGAAAACUUAGCAAAGGAAAGAUGCUAGCUUGGGUUCCUUCCUUAACAGUGCAGGUUUUGUUUAGCUUUUGACAUUAAACACUGAGACAGAUUUUAGUUUCGUAUUAGCUGGGAAACAUUUUUUACUCCUACGCUAAGAGAGACAGUUAUAGUUAGAGAGAGGGUUAUUUAUUUGGUGUCUUGGAAAAAUCACCGGAUGGUUAUGAAUGGUCUCAAUCAAUGGUGUCCUUUGAGUCAGUUCUCUUGGCCAAAAGCAGUGAGACAAAGGCUAUUAUGACGAGAAGGACCUAUCAUUUUUCGUUUAAAGCUUCGAAAGGACAAUGAUGCAUUGGGUGAGAGGGAGAGAUAAGGAAGCUACCAAAAGGGUAUAAAUGGUGAAGGGGUUGGCUUGCUUGGGGGUUUAAAGCCUCUGUCAGUUUUAACUUUUAGGAGAAAGAAAAAUUGAUGAGUACUACGUACUAAUACCCAUGUUAAUUAACUGGGGAAAAACAGGUAUGGGGCCAUUUAUUUAUGGGAUGUAACUUUAUGGGAACAGAGCAGAGGAGUAAUUGGUUUGUGCAACAGUUGUGUUUUCAAUGAUUAUAGACUUGUGAGUAUGAGAGGGAACAGCAUCUGAAUGGUUAAUGAACCAGAGACUUAAAAAAAUUGCCUUGUAUGAGUGGAUGGAUUUUGUUUAAAAUAUUCUUAUGCAGUCUCUACUUGCAAUUUGAAUA
Molecule: messenger RNA, 2835 nt
Organism: Vigna unguiculata (cowpea)
Lineage: Eukaryota; Viridiplantae; Streptophyta; Magnoliopsida; Fabales; Fabaceae
Product: floral homeotic protein APETALA 2-like
Biological process (GO): regulation of DNA-templated transcription
Molecular function (GO): DNA binding; DNA-binding transcription factor activity
Source: RefSeq, a predicted model, not a curated record